Messenger RNA from Symbiodinium necroappetens, 4149 nucleotides. The record is from the annotation of a GenBank genome assembly. Lineage: Eukaryota; Dinophyceae; Suessiales; Symbiodiniaceae.
AUGGUCUGGGACAAUCAGACUCAGUCCGCGUGGAUGUUCGGGGGCCACGCCAACAACGCCUUCCUCUACUUUGCGGACCUGUGGCGCUAUGACUGGCCUCGACGAGCUUGGACUGAGAUCCUGCCAUCGAGUGAGGGAGCCCCCGGUGCCAGAUGGGGCCACGCAGCGCUGUGGGAUGCGCAUUCGCGAUCUAUGCUGAUCUUUGGAGGCAGGGCACAAGUUACCUUCUACAAUGACAUCUGGCACUUUGGCAGCAACGACAGCACUUGGAGGCAAUUGCCUGCCCUAGCGGAGACGCCGGCACGUGCCUACCACACCGCGGUCCUGGACCCCUCGGAAAAUGCGGUGCUUGUUUUUGGAGGAGAGAGCGGCAGCCAGGUGUUGGAGGACCUCCAGCGCUACAGCCUCGCCGACGGCCAGUGGAGCGAGCCUGGGGCGACAGGAGCCGGAGCGCGCAGCCGGCACACUGCCGUCUGGGUACCCACAACUCGCUCCAUGCUCGUUUUUGGCGGGUGGAGUGGGCAGCAUUACCUGGAUGACCUGCGCAGCUACGAUGCUUCAGCAGGCACCUGGACCGACUUGUCAGCUUCAGGAUAUUGGCCCACGGCUCGGGCUGGGCAUGCCGCUGCGUGGGACCCGGUGUCAAUGAGCAUGCUUGUCAUGGGUGGCAUCACCAAUGUGAGCAACAACCUCAGCUACGAGUCGUCUCUCUACAACUACAGCCUCUUGACAAACUCCUGGAAGCAAGAGGGCUUGCAAACCGAGGUCUUAGGCCCAACCGGCCGUACCGGUCAUGGCAUUGUUUGGGACCACGCUUCUCGUGGCUUGCUGUCCUUCGGUGGCUUCAAUGUCUCCUACUUGCAACAGACCUGGCGAUACGUGGUCAGUCAGACCAGCUCGCCCUUGUUGGUAAGCUGCCAGCUGGGCCGCAACUGUUCCUUCCGCUGGAAUGCCUCGGGCGUUGGCACUGUGAAACGCACCUGCUCCGACCCAGAUAUCUUGGCAGAACUCCCCACGCUGCUCUCCGAUGAAGCGGAGGAGGAUCUCUGGAUGUUCGGAGGACACGCAACCCCCCUCGUUGCCGAACCUGGGCAUCACCGCCUGUGCUGGUGUGACACCAGCUGCAGUCAUCCCGACAACUUCAGUGUGACAGCGGGCUACUUUGUCGUGGAGGGGCCGCAGCUGCGCCAGUCCGUUCAAUGCUUCCUAGGCAGAGACUGUACGAUUUCAGAGUGGCGAGGAGUCGGCAUCUCCGUGAACGACAGCGUCGUGAUGCAGAGCCGAUGCAGUGGAGAGCCUCAGCCCUCCACUUACUCCCCGCGGGCGGUCACCAUUUCUUUCAACGCAUCGUACGGUUGGUACACAUUGCACAUAGGCUUCCUGGACCCAAUGGAGGGCCUCCAACCGGAAGCUUUGGAGCUUUGCUGGUGCCCCGCCACAGGACCCUGCACUUCGGCAGAGGAGUUUCUCGUGGUCGCUCUGAACUUGGACGUCAUCUGCCCACCCGGCGAGUACAACGAAGGGCCCGGCUCCUCCUGUCUGCCCUGUCCGCCGAACUUCUUCUGCCUCGGAGGCCAGCUCUCCGACUGUCUGUGCCUUCGAGGGCGCUACUGGGACUCAGAGAGCGCGAUCUGCUUGGCCUGCCCGGCUGGGUCUUCGACGUUGCAGGAGGGAGCCACCAGCCUUGCGUCCUGCACGUGCAUGGCGGGCUUUUUCAACACGCAGCCCGACAAUCCUGCAGUUUGCGAAGCCUGCGGCGUCGGCUUCUUCUGUACAGGGGGCCUGCACACCCGGCAGGCGUGUGCCUCGUUUCAGACAACCGAGAGUGACACUUCAGCCAGCAAGUCCCAGUGCGUUUGCAGGGCUGGCAGCUUCUUGGAAGACGGGCUUUGUGCCCCAUGCCCAGUUGGAUUUUUCAAGGGCAGCGUUGGAGACUUCCCGUGCUCGCCGUGUGGUACUGGCACCUUCAGCAACGGCACUGGAAGCACAGAGCCUUGCAGAUGCCGACAGGGCUAUGGUUUUGACGAGGAGAUCGCACAGUGCAGACCAUGCCUUCCGGGCGAAUACAAAGCACUGGUGGGCGACACCCUGUGCAGCCGGUGCUCUACCAAUAAGACCUCCAUGGAGGGUGCCAUGUCUCCCCUCGACUGUCAGUGCCGGUCGGGUCUGGCAGCAGACGGCGAAACCUGCCGAGACUGCAGGGAAGGCUUCUUUUGCCCGGGCCAGGGUGAAGAGCGGCGGUGCCAGGAUAACGCCACCUCACGCGUUGGCUCGAUCUUGCAGGCAGACUGCUUGUGCCUUCCAGGACACUAUGCCCUUGAAGCUCAGGGCAUCUGUGAGCCAUGCCAACCUGGACGGUACAAGCCCACGCUGGCUAACGAUCCAUCGUGCCUUUUCCAGUGCCCCACAAACGCCCAGAGUGCCAAUGCGUCCACCAACUUAACAGACUGCUUCUGCAUGCCAGGAUUUUAUGCAGUUCUGGAUGCAGCAGGAUUGCUGUCCAGGUGCGGCAGUUGUGCCUUCCUUCCUAAUUUGCAAUGCUUGGGUGGUUUUCACAGUCAGGCGGGCAUCACUCAGGCGGGGAACCACAAGCUGCCUGUCGCCCGGCCGGGCUACUUCCAAACAGGAGUGACACUUGCAGUGAAGUGCACGGCCGUCACAGCCACUGGUCUUAGUGCUUGCCUCGGAGGGCAACUGUGCACGCAAGAUGACACAGUGGAAUGCUUUGGCAAGUAUGACAACGCCUGCGACGAAGGCUCCACCGGGUUCUUUUGUGGAGAAUGCCUAGCUGGUUGGGCCAGGAGUGCCUUCCAGCAGCCAUGCGAGCCGUGCGCUGCUGGUGCUGUUUUGCCACUGGUAGCCUCAGUCAUCAUCGAUGUUGGGACGAAGGCUGCGAGUUUUCAGCUUGCAGGGGUGUUGGCCCCGGAAAGUCUUUACCUGCCAGUUCAAGCCAAGAUUCAGGCCACGAUCAACUUCGUGGUCGCGGCCAUGGCCGCAACGGCAGCCGUCAGAGCAAGCAGCAAGCUCCACACAGUCAUGAUCCGCAUCGCCGCCCAGUGGCUGGCUGCCUGCUCCGUCCUGACGGCGUUCGACCUGAGUCAAAUUCCGCUCACGGAAGACUCUCUGCUCUUCCCAUGGCCUUUGCGGGUCAGCGAAGCGAUGCGAAGCAUCUUCGAGACCCUCACGCUGACGCCUGUUUUGACAUCUGUCGACUCGGCCACACAGUGCUUCGCCCAGGAUGCACCACGCGCCGCCGUUGGAGUGUACCAUCUCUCCUUACCUGUCCUAGUCAUGAUCGGCAUCCUUCUGCUCUCCUUCGUGGUGGCGCGCGUGGUGGUGCCGGUGGGGCAGCGUUUCGGCUUUUCCUUCAACGAGUUGGGACGCAGUCGGAACCAACUGCGCAAGGUCAUAGACCCCAUGCUCAAAGAGAUGUUCGCUCCCGUGACCGAAGCUCCGAGUGCAGACGUCUUCUCCUGGACGGACUUGGAGCGCCUGGGCGCCUUGGAUAAUCUCACCACGGCUCAGCUGCAGCAAGCAGCGGAGAACCCGGACGGCUUCCUGCGCAGGGCUGCAGCCGGGUCGCGAGAGCUCCUGCUCAGUGCCUGUGCGGCCCGUACUGCCCAGCUGCACCCGCAGGCCGAGGCACAACAGGUUUACGAAGAACUGGCGCAGGCGGAUCUGCGACAGUUCCUGAUCACAGACUUCGCCACCCAGUCUCCGGAUUUUACGACAAUGCUGGACACGGUGCUGGAUGCCGCGUUCACCUUCAACGAGGAGACCCUGCCGGUACCGGAGGAAGCUGAGCCUGGAGGCGAUGAGCUCCGGCUGGUGGGCUCGGAGCACGAACAUUGCGAUGUCGUCACCGUCGCCUCGCCCGAUGCAAUGCCCGAGAAGACACCCCGGGAAAAGACAACGAGCAUCUUCAGCUUUGCAUCUUUGGAAACCCGCGCAGAGAUGGACUCUCUUGACUUUGGCCUCUUCUCACCGGCACCUCGCUUCGGCGAGCUCGCGUACCAGAGCGUGCCUAUCAUCUGGGUGACCCUGGUCUCUUUGUGGCCUGGGCUCCUGUCCAGCUUCCUACAGAUGAUCUGGUGCGUGACAGUUCAGGAGGACGAUGUGCUGGUGAGCCGCCUGCUGCCCAACCCUUCC